CUUUUUUCUUUCUUUCUUUUUACUUUGUUCUCCAUCAACACCUCUAGCCCUAAAAAACUAAACUACACAUCUCCAUUCAUUUUCUUUCAUUCAUUUGUUCAUCCAUUUGUUCAUUCAUUCAAUAGUUGACACAUAAUCAAUAUAAUAUUUAAUUGUAUCACAACCAUGGCAGCACCUGCUUACACUACUCUUCCAACAAACCCUUUCACAGGCGGAUUCCCUUCCUCAGAACAGGCCUCCGCUGCUGUCUCAUCCGCCUCUUCCUUCGGUCUUGGUUAUCUUCAGAAACUGAAAGAGGAGCGUCUCUCAUCCUUGCGACCCUUUUCAGAAUUCUUUGACAAGAAUAGGUUCUCUUGGCCCAAUGGCUUUUCAAGCAUUACUUCAAGAUUCAACUACAAUCUCAACUACUUUCAAGGAAACUAUCUUUUGAUGUUCAUUGCCAUUACAGCUUACAGUUUGUUGACAAAUCUCUUGUUAUUGUUCAGCGUUGUGUUCGCAGUUGGAGGUUGGUUUGGACUUCAAAGGGUCCCACCAGAAGGUAUCACCAUUGGACAGGCCAGAUUCCUUCCAGGCCAACUCAAAACAGCCUUGAUUGGUAUCUCUGUAGUUCUUUUCUUCAUCAGCUCAACCAUUGGCACUGUCUUUUGGAUCAUUGGUGCCAGUGCAGUAACCAUCUUGGGACAUGCUGCAGUGAUGCAGGAAGGCGUAGAAGGCGAUUUUGCUGCUGUUGUUUAAAGAUAUACUAUUUUUGCUCUAUGAUAUUGCAUCUUUUUCUUAUUAAAAACAUCAAUCA
This is a messenger RNA of Lobosporangium transversale, 793 nucleotides long. RefSeq names its product PRA1 family protein-domain-containing protein. Gene Ontology annotation, cellular component: Golgi apparatus. The record is from RefSeq and is a predicted model, not a curated record. The coding region runs from base 166 to 735 and encodes 189 amino acids. NCBI's taxonomy places the organism in Eukaryota, Fungi, Mortierellomycota, Mortierellomycetes, Mortierellales, Mortierellaceae. The transcript has 4 exons.